Molecule: messenger RNA, 2359 nt
Organism: Asparagus officinalis (garden asparagus)
Lineage: Eukaryota; Viridiplantae; Streptophyta; Magnoliopsida; Asparagales; Asparagaceae
Product: branchpoint-bridging protein-like
Biological process (GO): regulation of mRNA splicing, via spliceosome
Cellular component (GO): nucleus
Molecular function (GO): mRNA binding; zinc ion binding
Source: RefSeq, a predicted model, not a curated record
GCACUCCGACCCCAACGCUCCCGCCGGCGGCAGGAAGAGGGAAGUCCCGGUGGGCCGAUGACGACGUGAAGCCAGUCAUCCAGCUACCCGAUUUCAUGAAGGACUUCACUGCUGAUCUCGAUCCCGAGGUACAGAGCUUGAACGCAAGACUUCUUGAAAUUAGCCGUCUUUUGCAAUCUGGAUUGCCCUUGGAUGAUCGCCCUGAAGGUGCUCGAUCCCCGUCCCCUGAACCGAUUUAUGAUAAUAUGGGUAUCAGGAUCAAUACUAGAGAGUUCCGAGCCCGCGAGAGGCUUAAUAAAGAGAGACAAGAGAUUAUAUCUCAACUCAUUCGUAGGAACCCGGCUUUUCGUCCCCCGGCUGAUUAUAGACCUCCCAAGCUUCAGAAGAAACUGUACAUUCCCAUGAAAGAGUACCCAGGCUACAAUUUCAUUGGGUUGAUAAUUGGGCCUAGAGGGAACACACAGAAGAGAAUGGAGAAGGAGACUGGGGCUAAGAUUGUAAUUCGAGGAAAAGGAUCGAUUAAAGAAGGAAGAUUGGGGCAGAAGAGGGACUUGAAGCCUGACCCUGCAGAGAAUGAAGACUUACACGUGUUGGUCGAGGCCGAGACUCAGGAGGCAUUGGAUGCUGCUGCAGGGAUGGUGGAGAAGUUGCUUCAGCCUGUGGAUGAGGGUUUGAACGAGCAUAAGAGACAGCAGUUAAGAGAGCUUGCAGCAUUGAAUGGGACUAUAAGGGAUGAUGAGUUUUGCAGGUUGUGUGGUGAGCCUGGGCAUAGGCAGUAUGCUUGUCCUGCGAGGACUUCUACAUUUAAGAGUGACGUUUUGUGUAAGAUUUGUGGGGAUGGAGGGCAUCCCACAAUUGACUGUCCUAUGAAAGGGACCGGAAAGAAGAUGGACGAUGAGUAUCAGAACUUCUUGGCCGAGCUCGGAGGAGCUGCACCUGACUCUCAAACGAAACAGAGCUCAGCAUUGCCUAUAAUGGGUUCUGGUACUUCGGGCACCAAUCUUCCUUGGGCUGGAGGAAAUAGUACACAGCCUGGGGCUUCUAAUGGUAUCAGGAAAGAGUAUGAUGAGACAAACCUCUACAUUGGGUAUCUUCCCCCUACUCUUGAUGAUGAUGGUCUCAUAAGGCUCUUCUCGUCUUUCGGUGAGAUUGUGAUGGCUAAGGUUAUCAAGGAUAAGAUCACCGGGCUGAGCAAAGGGUAUGGGUUUGUGAAGUAUUCUGAUGUUGCACAGGCAAACAAUGCUAUUGCUAGUAUGAAUGGGUAUCAUCUUGAAGGGAGAACUAUAGCAGUGAGAGUGGCCCCUCAGCCUCCUCCCCCGGGAAGUUAUAUGCCCACUUCGGUUCCUUGGGGCCCACGGGUUCCUCCUCAAUAUGCUCCAUAUGCUCAGCCACCGCCACCUGGUUCAAGCAUGUAUGCUUCUGUCCCUCCUUAUGGAGUUCAGUACCCACCUCCUCCUCCACCACCAACUAGUCAAACUGCGGCUUCAAGUGAAGCAAUGCCUAACUAUCCUCCAGGAGUGCAGCCACAGUCUAGUACUGGACUUGUUCAGCCAAUGCCAAACUAUGCAUAUGGCAGUGUACCGCCUCCUUAUCCUCCUCCUCCAAUGGGUUAUGCACCUUAUUAUGGUGUUACUCCUGUACCUCCACUGCCAAGCACUGAUGCCUCUCAGGGGUUUGCGAUUCCACCUUGGGCCCAGAACCCGCAGCCUCCGAGCAGUGACCAAUCUCAGGGGAUUGCCAAUGCACCGUGGUCAUCAAACCCACCUCAGGCACCACCGAUUCAGCAUGUAUCAUCUACGGAACAGCAGACAACUAAUGGUGGUGAUACUGAUUAUGAAAAGUUUAUGUCUGAGAUGAAGUGAUGCUGAUUUAUGGGCAUGAAUUUUCGGGCUUGAAGGGCUUAAGGUUUCAUGGAGCUAUUGUGAUCCUGAUUAUUUCCUGUUGCUUUGACUACUACUAGUUGGAAGUUUGGGACUCACAUCUUAACUCUUGCUGUAGUGUUAUGUCAAUUGCAGAGUAAUGCUUGGACAAGCUGGCCCAAAUCACAUGGUAUUUGAGACUAUUUGGUUUCUCUGUUGCCUAUGCCGUGUACUAUGGGUCUCGUUUUGCCUUCCAUGGCGGUGUUUCCAGCCACUGACAUGCUUGGAUUGUUUGUUAUCCUAUAUUUGCUUUCUACUGGAUAUUAUGGACUUGCUUACUAAUGUUUGUGUUGUUACUUCUGUUGAAGACUUAUUACAUUUUCUUCUGUAGCUAAUUUGAUUUGCUUUAUCAUGGUACUAUUUGAUUUUCUAAUCUGUAACCUUUAAAUUCAUAUGAGAUGGAGUUGACCUAUGGAGGCAGUGCCAGAGGGUUCAGAUUC